This is a messenger RNA of Coregonus sp. 'balchen', 3638 nucleotides long. NCBI's taxonomy places the organism in Eukaryota, Metazoa, Chordata, Actinopteri, Salmoniformes, Salmonidae. The record is from the annotation of a GenBank genome assembly.
UCUGUUUCUUUAUUUGACAUGUCUUUCUGUGUGUGACCCAUCCACAGAUCCUGGCCCAGGGGAAGAGCACACCCACGGCUCCCCCCAAACAGGCCAACAAGCUGGACAACAUGCUGGGCAGCCUCCAGUCAGACCUCCAUAAACUGGGUGUCCAGACUGUGGCCAAGGGAGUGUGUGGGGCCUGCAACAAGCCCAUCGUUGGACAGGUAACUUUAUACACACAGGAAGACGCACAUAAACACACACACAAAUACAGAGAGGCCACAUUCAUGCAGAACACAUACAGGCUGCAUGCACACACUCACUCACACGCACACAGACACACACUCACAUUCAACUUUACUGAGCUUAUUAAAUACAUUUUCUGGUCCCUAUUUAAUGAAUUCCAUGUAUCUGGGGUUGUUUCUUUCCUUUUGGAUAUCCUAAGUCCAUGUAGGUGUGAAUAAUGUGGUCAUGGUUAGAUUGGUUAACUCACCCUGUUGUCCUGAGCUGCUUGCAUGGUUUGCAUUCUCCCAUAUAAUCCAUUUGAGCUCCUAAUGGAAAUGAAGUGAAGUACAACCACCAUAGAAAGGUCAAUGUUCCACACUGAGGGCUGAAUCUGAACUGGAGAAAUGCACUGUUAGCCGGUGUAAAUCAAUCAUGCAUUGAUGUCAAUGGGACAUUGGCAUGGGAAACUGAGUUCAGGUCAUACGUACAUCUCGGGUUAGGAUUCACCCCUGGGCCCAUACUCGUAAAAACUCUCAUAGUAGGAGUGCUGAUCUAGGAUCAGUGUUUCCUUUUAGAACAUAAUGAUUAAGAUUACAUGGACAGGGGGACCUGAUCCUAGAUCAACACUCCUACUCCGAGACGGUUUAUUAAUACAAGCCCAGAUUCACAAAAUCCUGUAUUUCAGUUCAGGUUGGGCUGCUAGAUUAGAUUGUAAGUGUUUGUCUUGUGCCCUCUCCUCCCUGUGUCCAGGUGGUGACCGCCAUGGGGCGCACAUGGCACCCAGAGCACUUUGUGUGUACCCACUGUCAAGAGGAGAUCGGCUCCAGAAACUUCUUUGAGCGGGACGGAGCGCCCUACUGUGAGAAGGACUACCACGACCUCUUCUCCCCACGCUGCCACUACUGUAACGGACCUAUCCUGGACGUUAGUAUUACACACACACACACACACACACACACUAUGCCACAGACCAAGCUUUGAGCCAUCUUCUCCACACACCAUCUCUGUUUUUCAUUAGUGUGUCCUGUCUCACUCCACACGUCAACACUCACUCAUAUCCUUGCACUGACACGCUGCACACAUGAACACGCAUGCGAGCGAACGAGCGUGCUCACACACACACUGCCUAGGGUGAGGCACCACAGCAGAAAGGAGGGAAGAGGAGAGCGACUGAACUUUAGCCUCAGGAUAGGCCAGAUGAGUCUCAGUGGCAACAAGCUUCCUCAUUGGUCCUGUGUGGUGUAUUCAUAUCACUCCCUUUCUUUCUAUUACUCUCUCUCUUCUGACAUGCUACUCUGUCCUCACUAGACACACGGCUCUAUGCUACUCUGUCCUCACUAGACACACGGCUCUAUGCUACUCUGUCCUCACUAGACACACGGCUCUAUGCUACUCUGUCCUCACUAGACACACGGCUCUAUGCUACUCUGUCCUCACUAGACACACGGCUCUAUGCUACUCUGUCCUCACUAGACACACGGCUCUAUGCUACUCUGUCCUCACUAGACACACGGCUCUAUGCUACUCUGUCCUCACUAGACACACGGCUCUAUGCUACUCUGUCCUCUGCAGUGCUGCCAUCUGCUGGCUAUAGACAAAAUGGGCAAAAUACCUAAAAAUAUGAUAUUAUGAAUUCCAUAUGCUAACUGCAUUUGUCCCCUACAGAAAGUGGUGACGGCGCUGGACAGGAACUGGCAUCCAGAACACUUCUUCUGUGCUCAGUGUGGAGCUUUCUUUGGCCCAGAGGGUAAGCUACCCCCCUUUAUCGCUCUCCUUUCUCUCUACCUUUAAAUCUGCUCUAGAGGACAGUCUGGAGGGCAGCGUGUCGAGAUAGAACGAGCGGCUAGCAUAGUGCGAGCGAGCGAGAGAGAUAGAAUAGGCGAGAGAGUAGAGAGAGAGAGGGAGAGAGCGAGAGAAAUAGAGAGAGCGAGCGGCUAUAUAGAUUGUAUGAAUAGAGAGAUACGAGCUAGAGCAGCUGAUCGCUCGUAGAUGAUCUAUAGAUGAGAUCUGCUCGAUAUCUCUCUCUCUGUCGAUCUUCCUCUUCUCUAUCUGUCCUUUCUUCUCUCUCUCUCUCUAUCUCUCUCUCUUUCCCUUCUCUCUCUGUCCUCUUCUCUCUCUCUCUCUGUCCUCUUCUCUCUCUCUCUCUCUCUCUCUGUCCUCUUCUCUCUCUGUCUUCUCCUCUUCUGUCUCUGUCCUCUCCUCAAGACGAGAGAGAGAGCUAAAGGCAGUGUCCUCUGCUCCUCCCUACAGGCUUCCAAGAAAAAGGAUGGGAAGGCAUAUUGUCGGAAGGACUACUUUGACAUGUUUGCGCCCAAGUGUGGAGGCUGUACCCGCGCCAUCCUGGAGAACUACAUAUCAGCCCUCAACUCCCUCUGGCACCCCGAGUGCUUUGUCUGCAGGGUAAGUGGGUGUGUGCUGUGGUGCUAUUCUAAGCUUAUUAUCCCUCAUUUACAUAUGGUGAGACAUACAGUUCUUGAAACAGAUUAUUUUUGUUGUUGCCUCCAGCACCUUCACCAAAUCGGUUUUGGGUGCAAUAGAUUCUACCUAUUCUAAUCAGUUCUUUAGGUAUUUCCAAAAACAGUAUAGAAAGCCUUGAUUGCCUCAGCCAUUUUGUGAAAACCUCCUUCUCUUCUCUUCCCACCUCUCUGUGCAUUACAGGAGUGCUUCACCCCCUUUGUGAACGGGAGCUUCUUUGAGCACGAGGGUCAGCCCUACUGUGAGGGCCACUACCAUGAGCGCCGCGGAUCCCUCUGCUCGGGCUGCCAGAAGCCCAUCACAGGCCGCUGCAUCACGGCCAUGGCCAAGAAGUUCCACCCCGAGCACUUUGUCUGUGCCUUCUGCCUCAAGCAGCUCAAUAAGGGCACCUUCAAGGAGCAGAAUGACAAGCCCUACUGCCAGGGCUGCUUCAUCAAGCUCUUCAGCUAGGGAGCUAGCCUCCCCCAGCCUGUGUGUGUGCGUAUCCGUGUGUGCGUGCUGUGUUCCAAUUCUCUACCGUUCUGCCCUAAGUGUGCACUUGCUCACUUCCCUUAAUGAAUUUAAAAGGAAAUAACAGUUGUAAGAAAUAUGGUGGAAACUCCAGGCCAAUCCUAUCCAAUGCUUUUUAAAUGUGUGGGAAGGAGUACACAGGUGCACACUUCAAAGACAAAGAAGAGAAUCAGGACAACAGGUGAGUGUGUUUCUCAAAAGGUGUAGGCUGGGAUAGAAGGCCGUCAGUGGCUAUGAUGAUGAAGAGGAAGCAGAGUUGUUCCUUACUGUGCAUGUAGCUGAGAUGAGCCUGGCCAUUAGAAAAACCACAGCUCUCCCUACAGGUGCCUAUUUGGAGGAGUAUGAGUAAUCAGUCCAACAUUUAUUUUUGUAGUUGUAAAACACUGUCGGUGCAAUUGCAAAUACAUACCCAUAAACUGUCUCUCGAUCUAAAACGCACCGACAGA